CCUCUCUGUCUCCCUCCCAUAAAAAACACACACUUACUUCUAUCGGUGGCUUCUUUAAUUAAUUUCUCUAUAGAAAAUUAAACCAACAGUUUCAAAAUGAAGAAAACAUCUUAAACACACACACACACACACACACACACACACCUUGUGUGUGUUCCUUAAACAAAACAAAAAACCAAACACAUCAUCAAAUUCUAAGGUGGUUACAUUCAAACUCAUUUGAAAUAUAUCAUAUGUAAUAAAUAUAUAUAUAUAUAUAUAUAUUUGUGAUGGCAAAAAGUGGUGUAUAUGAAGGAGAUCCAGUGACAAAAACCACCAUGGAGUUAAAAAAGGAGUUACAAAAACUUGUAAAAGCAAUUGUUGAAGAUUCUUCAUCAUCAUCAUCUUCUAUAGAAGAUAUCGAUAAAGCUUAUCAAACUUUGCAAUCUUUAAAACAAUUAAAAGAAGGAAAUAAACAAAAAUCCAACCAUCUUCAUAAUAAUAAUAAUAAUGAUGAUGGUUCUUUUUUGGGUUCUUGUCCUCAAGAAUUUCGGUGCCCACUUUCUAAAGAACUCAUGAGAGACCCUGUUAUUCUCUCUACUGGUCAGACAUAUGAUAGGCCUUUUAUACAAAAAUGGUUAAAAGCAGGGAACAGGGUAUGUCCCAAAACACAACAAGUUCUAUCACAUACUAUUUUGACCCCCAAUUAUUUGGUUAGAGAUUUGAUAACACAAUGGUGUAAGAAUCGCGGCGUUCAGUUUCCUGGCCCGUUACAGUAUUCUGAUCAAGACGGGCUAACAGAAGCUGACCGUGAUCUUUUCCUAUCGCUUUUAAAGAAAAUGUCGUCCACCCAGCCUGAGCAGAAAGAGGCUGCUAGGACUUUACGGUCGUUGACAAAGAGAAUGCCUUCUUUUCGGGCUUUGUUUGGUGAAUCACUUGAAGCAAUACCGCAGUUGCUAACCCCGUUAUGCCAAUGCAAGUGGAGUGAUAUUCACCCUGAUCUUCAAGAGGAUUUAGUCACGACGCUUUUGAAUUUGUCUAUUCAUGAUAAUAACAAGAAACUUGUGGCAGAGACGCCGAUGGUUAUGCCUUUGUUAUUAGACGCGUUAAGAUUUGGGACUAUUGCGACUAGGACCAAUUCGGCUGCAACCCUUUUCACUUUAUCGGCUCUUGACUCUAAUAAGUCAUUGAUUGGAAAAGCCGGUGCUUUGAAACCUCUUAUUGAUCUUUUAAACGAAGGACAUUCAUUGGCAAUGAAAGAUGUUGCUUCUGCAAUCUUUAAUUUGUGUAUCACUCAUGAAAAUAAAGCAAGAGCCGUAAGGGAUGGUGCAGUGAGAGCACUUUUGAGCAAGAUUAAGAACAGGGUUCAUGUCGACGAGUUAUUGUCUAUUCUGGCCAUGCUUUCAAGCAACCAAAAGGCCGUUGAGGAAAUGGGAGACUUAGGGGUGGUUUCUUGCUUGCUUUCUUUAAUAAAGGAGACAAAUUGUGCGCGGAACAAAGAGAAUUGCAUUGCUGUUCUGUACACCAUUUGUUACUAUGAUCGGACGAAAUGGAAGGAAAUGAGGGAAGAAGAGAGUACUUAUGGCACUUUGUCUCAAGUUGCUCAAAACGGCACUUCAAGGGCUAAACGAAAAGCCAGUGGCAUUCUCGAUAGGCUCAACCGAGCCACAAACCUUACACAUACCGCAUGAGCUUCAACCCGGUUCUCAAAACAAUAAAACAAAAAUCUGUAUAUUCUACAUCUCCUAUAUCUUUACAAGCAAUCUUGGUCAGGUUCUGAGUUAUAGUUAACUUUGUUCUGUUUUGUUUUCCAACCUCAAUUUUGUAAAUUCUUGUCCUAAAGUUUGAGCUUAUAGGCUUAUAGCCAUUGUGAAUAAUUACUUCUCCUAUAUAUUAUAUCUAUCUAUAUGAUUUUAUUCUCUGUUUUAA
Messenger RNA from Erigeron canadensis, 1908 nucleotides. Its product is annotated as U-box domain-containing protein 9. The transcript is spliced from 2 exons. The coding region runs from base 270 to 1670 and encodes 466 amino acids. Gene Ontology annotation, cellular component: cytoplasm; nucleus. Gene Ontology annotation, molecular function: ubiquitin-protein transferase activity; protein binding. Gene Ontology annotation, biological process: protein ubiquitination. The record is from RefSeq and is a predicted model, not a curated record. Lineage: Eukaryota; Viridiplantae; Streptophyta; Magnoliopsida; Asterales; Asteraceae.